AUGCCAACUCCAUUGGCUCGGGACUCGGCAGCGCACGACGACCUGCUGGCCAAGUGCUUCUCCCCGCUGGACCAAGAGGAGUUGCUCUCCAGGGCGGCACUGGUGAGCCGCCGCUGGCGUGCGGUCAGCACCAGGCCAGAGCUCGUGCGGAGCGUGAAGUUCUUGGGCAGCGAAUGCGGCGACGGCGCCGCCGCCGUGCGGGCUGCCCACUCGCUGCUGCGUUGGAUGCAGCGGCACGGGCAGGCGGUGCGCAGCCUUGACCUGGGCCUGGAGGUAUAUGUCGAGCUCAGCGCUGUUGUGCAGAACGAAAUGGUAUCCCUGCUGGACGGCUGUGUCAGCGUCUGUGCCGGCAGCCUGGAGUGCCUGGAGCUGCACCUAAGCGACUUCAACCACAUGCUUGGGUCCUGGGUGGCGGCUGCACACCGCCUGGAGGAUCUGAGGCUCUCAGGGCUGGCCUGCAUGACAGCCUGGGCCACCCUGGAGCACAUGGCCUCGCUGCAGCGCCUGGAUCUGUGGGCAGGGGAGUGGCAGCUGGGCACCGCCGUGGCGCUGCCCGCCUCGCUCACCCGCCUCAGCAUAGAUCUCCACCAGGCAGAAGAGAUGCCCGCCCAAGUGGCCGCCCUCACCAACCUGCGCAGCCUUACGCUGGAUUUUGUUCAGUACAGCGCAGCCAGCAUGGCCAGCCUGCGGCACCUGACCUCGCUCCAGCACGCAUCUUUCGAGUACUGUGAGCUGCCAGACAGCCUGUCGGAGCUGACUCAGCUGGAGGUGCUGAAAGUUGUCAACCCCCGUGGCGAGGCCUCCGCUGUGGCUGCCAGCCUGGACGGCGCCCUGCGGCGCCUCACUCAGCUGACGGGGCUGUGGCUGGACGGCAUGCCCGCAGCGGCCGUGGGCCUGGCAUUGUUGGCGCCGCUGGCCCACCUGCAGUGGCUGUACCUGCAGUCUCGGAACACACCGCAAGGGUAG
Messenger RNA from Chlorella variabilis, 966 nucleotides. RefSeq lists its product as hypothetical. The coding region runs from base 1 to 966 and encodes 321 amino acids. NCBI's taxonomy places the organism in Eukaryota, Viridiplantae, Chlorophyta, Trebouxiophyceae, Chlorellales, Chlorellaceae. The transcript has 4 exons. Gene Ontology annotation, molecular function: protein binding. The record is from RefSeq and is a predicted model, not a curated record.